AUGCUCAUAUUGGUUUUUAUAUAUGAUGGAAAUAACGAUAUGGAAGUAAUUUGUGUUGUGGUAGCAAUAUACAAUGGUUUAUCAGAUUCAGUUUGGAGUAUUUCAUCGACAUUAAUUAAUUUAGCAACAAUUAUACUUUAUGCAAUGCUGAGUCGUGUUAUGGUGAAAACUAAAACAUCAACUAGAAAUUUCGAACUUUUGCAAACAUUAAAGAUUGUUGUGGCAUUUAUUGGACUGGGACAGCUAGCAUCAACGAUCAUUUAUUUGUCAACAAUGUUUUUUGAUUUUUCCGAAAUGACAACAUUUUACAUAGGAUGUUAUGCGGGAAUAUUUGUUAAUUUAAGCAUCUCAUGCAAUUGCUUAUUUUAUUAUUGGAGGAGUACAGAAUACCGGAAUGAAUUUAAAAAGCAACUCAGGAAAUUUCCAUGCUUAAAGAAUACUGUCAAAUUGAUACCAAAAUCAACAAUAAGGCGAGUGACGACAAUUCAUCGAUAG
Molecule: messenger RNA, 495 nt
Organism: Brugia pahangi
Lineage: Eukaryota; Metazoa; Nematoda; Chromadorea; Rhabditida; Onchocercidae
Source: the annotation of a GenBank genome assembly